This is a messenger RNA of Rhineura floridana, 4311 nucleotides long. RefSeq names its product WD repeat domain 3 (gene WDR3). The record is from RefSeq and is a predicted model, not a curated record. Gene Ontology annotation, biological process: maturation of SSU-rRNA. The coding region runs from base 590 to 3418 and encodes 942 amino acids. The transcript is spliced from 27 exons. Lineage: Eukaryota; Metazoa; Chordata; Lepidosauria; Squamata; Rhineuridae. Gene Ontology annotation, cellular component: Pwp2p-containing subcomplex of 90S preribosome; small-subunit processome. Gene Ontology annotation, molecular function: protein binding; snoRNA binding.
AGUCGACGAACGAACGGUGGGAAACUGAGGCAGGGCAGGCCUGGCGCCAGAAGGCGAGGUGUAAAGAAAAUCAGGAGCGAGGAGAGCACCGCGAGCGGGCGGGGAGCCACCACCUGGGCAAUGUGCGACAAGACUGACGGGCACGGGGAGGGCGACUGAAGACCCGAGCCCGGGUGACACUCACAGUCGCCGCCGCCCUCAUUCGGCUACGGCAGGACCUCAAGGAGGCGCCGGUCAAAGUCAUUCCCCUGACGGGGAGCCCAGCCCCGACCAAAGCCACAGAAAGCCAGCGAGACCUGACCCGAGCGUCUGCCGCCUUCCGGUGACCACCCCGAGCGCCGCCUACUCUCUUUUCCGCCUCCGCAUCCAGUCCCAGAGCCUUCGUUUACCAUAGAGAUAGAAGGAAAAGCUCGAAAAGAUGCGAAGUCACUAAACUAAAGUAACUUCCUGGUUUCUUGUAGACCCCGUUUCCACAGAAAAAACCAUUGAAGAAAUCAAGUGCAUACGAAGGCAGAUGUAACAAGGACGACAGCGCCCCUCCCCAUGGAAAAGUAGCGACUUGAACCUGCAAGGACCUGCAAACCUCUCCAUGGGUCUUACCAAGCAAUAUCUACGCUACACUACCACUGCCCUUUUUGGAGUGGUUGCUAGCCAAAAAGGCAAUAUUGUCUAUGUGACACUGCGGGGCGAGAAAGGUCGUUAUGUGGCAGUGCCAGCCUGUGAGCAUGUUUUCAUCUGGGAUACUCGGAAAGGAGAGAAAAUUCUCAUCCUUCAGGGCAAAAAGCAGGAGGUUACAGCUCUUUGCCCAUCCCCGGAUGGUCUGCAUUUGGCUGUUGGAUAUGAGGAUGGAUCGAUUUGUGUAUUCAGUCUCCUAAGUGGUGAAGGAAAUGUCACUUUCAAUGGUCAUAAAGCUGCUGUGACUGCCUUGAAGUAUGAUGACCUGGGAGGGAAGCUGGCUUCAGGAUCAAAGGACACAGAUAUUAUCAUUUGGGAUGUGAUAAAUGAGAGUGGUUUGUACCGCCUGAAGGGCCACAAGGAUGCCAUUACACAGGUGCUAUUUUUAAAGGAGAGGAAUAUAUUGGUUUCCAGUGGAAAAGACACUCUAGUCAAAUGGUGGGACCUGGAUACACAGCACUGCUUCAAAACAUUGGUUGGGCAUCGUACUGAGGUGUGGGGAUUAGCUUUGGUUUCCGAAGAAAAGCUUCUUAUCACUGGUUCUGCCGACAGUGAAUUGAGGGUCUGGGACAUCAGCUAUUUCCAGGAACAGGACCAAGACCGAAAUGAGUCAGAGUGCAAGAGAAGCAAAGGGCCUGGAGAGCACAUUGGAGAAUCUUCUGAAGAGGAUGGGACAGAAAAUCAGGAUGAGACCCAGGAGGAGCAUAUCCUGAAGUGCAUAAAAGCUGGUUCCAUCAUGCGGGAAGGAAGGGACCGAGUUGUUAAUCUUGCUACUGACCGCACUGGAAGGAUUCUCGCUUGUCAUGGAACAGACUCUGUUCUAGAAGUGUUCUAUGUCCUUAGCAAAGAGGAGAUUUGUAAGAAAAUAGAGAAGAAAAUGAAGAAAGCAAGGAAAAAGGCCAAGGAAAGGUCAGAUGUGGAGGAUAAAGAACAUGAUGCCAUUGUGGAGUGCAAUCUACAAGAAAAGAUUCAGCGUCUCAUUAACAUCAAAGCUUCUGCUAAAAUCAAGUCAUUUGAUUUGAUACUCAAUCCAAAAGGGGAGCUGAAAGCCGCUGUAAUGCUCCAGAAUAAUACAAUUGAAGCAUACACCUUGAACCCAUCAGCACAGAUACCCCGAGUUGUACAGAUGGCCAGGAUAACCAUUGGUGGUCACUGCAGUGAUGUCAGAACACUGGCAUUUAGUUCGGACAACAUUGCCAUUCUCUCUGCAGCUGCUGAAUCAGUUAAGAUUUGGAACAGGUCUACCUUGCAAUGUAUCCGGACCAUGGCAUGUGAGUAUGCUCUUUGCUCACUCUUUGUGCCAGGAGAUCGACAAGUCAUUGUAGGAACCAAGACUGGGAAGCUGCAACUAUUUGAUUUGGCUUCUGGGAUUUUAUUGGAGACCCUAGAUGCUCAUGAUGGGGCCCUCUGGUCUAUAUCUCUUUCUUCAGAUCAGCGUGGCUUUGUUACAGGAGGUGCAGAUAAGUGCGUCAAGUUCUGGGAAUUUGAACUGGUGAAGGAUAAGGACAGUGUCCAAAAGAGGCUCUCUGUGAAGCAAACACGUGUCUUGCAGCUGGGUGAAGAUGUUCUCUGUGUACGGUAUAGCCCCAACCAAAAGCUUCUGGCUGUUGCUUUACUGGACUGCACUGUGAAAAUAUUCUAUGCUGAUACUCUCAAGUUUUUUUUAUCUCUCUAUGGACACAAGUUGCCAGUGCUGUGCAUGGACAUCUCCUAUGAUGGGGCAUUAAUUGCAACUGGCUCUGCAGACAGAAAUGUGAAGAUUUGGGGCUUGGACUUCGGAGAUUGUCACAGGUCUCUCUUUGCCCAUGAUGACAGUGUGAUGUUUCUUCAGUUUGUACCCAGGUCCCACCUCUUCUUUACAGCAGGGAAGGACCACAGGAUUAAACAAUGGGAUGCGGAUAAGUUUGAGCACAUCCAGACCUUGGAGGGACAUCACCAAGAAGUGUGGUGUUUGGCACUCAGUCCCAAUGGAGACUACCUAGUGUCCUCCUCUCAUGACAAAUCAUUGCGUCUCUGGGAACGGACAAGGGAGCCGCUUGUUCUGGAGGAGGAGAGGGAGACGCAAAGAGAAAUGGAGUAUGAAGAUAGUAUAGCGAAGGAAGACCAGCCUGUGGUUGCUGGGGAGACUCAGGGAGAGGCUGGAUUAGCAGGAAAGAAGACUAUUGAAACUGUCAAGGCAGCUGAGCGGAUCAUGGAAGCCAUUGAGCUGUACAGAGAGGAGACUGCUAAGCAGGAAGAGCAUAAAGCUAUCUGUAGAGCUGCUGGAAAAGAGGUUCCUCUUCCUAUAAAUCCAAUUCUCCGGGCAUAUGGCAAUAUAUCACCUUCUGCUUAUGUACUAGAUGUCCUCAAGAAGGUGAAGUCAAGCGAGUUGGAAGAAUCUCUGUUGGUGCUGCCGUUUUCAUAUGUGCCUGACCUUCUGGAGCUCUUCAAUCAGUAUCUCCAGUUGGGCUCAGACGUAGAGCUGCUCUGCCGGGCUCUCCUGUUUCUGCUCAGGAUUCACUUUGGGCGGAUUACAACCAAUCAGCUUCUUGUUAACGUGAUGGAGAAUCUGAAGAAAACCACCAUCUCUAAAGUCAGCCAAGUGAGGGAUGUGCUAGGAUUUAAUAUGGCUGGUCUCCAGUUCCUAAAGAAAGAAAUUGAGGCCAAAGAUGAAGUGACUUUUUUUGCUGAUGCUACUGAUCGGUUUGAGGAGAAAAAGAGGAAGCGAAGGAAGAAGCAGAAGAUGAUUCUUGCAGUGGUCUAAUUGAGGCAUUCUUGGAUUUGUCGCUCCAGGAGAAUACUAGGGUGCUCUCUCCAUUACAGAGCAAUGCUAUGGAACUCAAGAGUUUGGGAUGGGGUGAGAAGUUCUGUGGAAGUUAAAUAGAGCUGUGCCAAACUUUUGCCCACCAAAGGGUUGGAUUGGAGGGGGCCAUGACUGCAUCCCCCGCCCUUCGCUUACAUUUCACCUACUGUUAGCUGCUGCUGCUGCUUCCCUUGAACUGUGGCUUUGGUACUUUUUAAAUACCAGGGCAAGGAGAUGCCUAAUUGGGACCUGCAUAGGCAAUGUGGUGACCUUGCAGUCAAAUAGGCCACCAUUAUCGCCAUUUUGCCAAGCGCUCCCCCUCCCUCAUCAAAAUUUGGUAGGGGUGUGUUACACCUUUCACAAAAUGUAGUUGUUUGGCUAAGCCCUAGAUUUGAAACAUCUAAAGUCUUUUCAGCCUUUAAGAGGAAGAAACAGAUACAUUAUCUAUAGUGGUUGAACUUGUUUCCUUUGAGGUUUACUAAACUAAAGUUCACAAGAGUUCUAGAAAUAAAAAAAUCCCUCACAUGGGUCUUGUUUGCUGUCAGAAUGUGCCCAUCAAGUGAGGUGUGUGAUGUAGAAGGGAGCCUUAGACUUUGUUAGAUCCUGUAAUAUGCCCAUAUUCCAAAUGCAAAGCAAUGGCUAAAUUCUAGUGUUUGCUCUCACACCACUUGGCUUUUGAAUGGAAAGAAAGUUCUAAGGGGGAAAGGAAAGGAUAGGAUGUUGCGGUUCUCCUUGAUAUGUCUUGGGUGUUCAAUACAUUUUCAGUCUGGUAAUGUAGCAAAUACCUCAAAGUUUAUAUUGUCUAUUGUGUAUUAAACUGCAGAAAUGUGUGCAAAUUUGUUUGCGGAACCAAA